This is a messenger RNA of Cloeon dipterum, 9145 nucleotides long. RefSeq names its product Inositol 1,4,5,-trisphosphate receptor (gene Itpr). Gene Ontology annotation, biological process: calcium ion transmembrane transport. The record is from RefSeq and is a predicted model, not a curated record. Gene Ontology annotation, molecular function: inositol 1,4,5-trisphosphate-gated calcium channel activity; inositol 1,4,5 trisphosphate binding. NCBI's taxonomy places the organism in Eukaryota, Metazoa, Arthropoda, Insecta, Ephemeroptera, Baetidae. Gene Ontology annotation, cellular component: endoplasmic reticulum; membrane. The transcript is spliced from 49 exons.
AAUCUUCCAGUCGUCUGUGCCGUGAACUCGGUAUCGGCCCAUAUGGUUUUUGCUCCGUUCGCAGAGCACAUUUCCGUGUUUAAUUUGAGUCUCUGCUGAUUUUGGCGAGCCUCCUCCGCGGCCCACGGACCCACUCGGCCGCCAAACGUCCCGCAGCCCGGUGGUCAGCGGCCGGCAACAGCGUCCCGCCGUCAAAAAUACCCGGAGGAAUGACGUGAAUUCGGCCAAGCUGUCUGAGCAGUAAUCAAGCAAAGACAAUGGAGUCGGGUCUCAGGAUGGGAGACUCAAACUCGGCCAGCUUCCUCCACGUUGGAGACAUUGUUUCCCUCUACGCCGAGGGCAGUGUCUCCGGCUUCCUCAGCACCCUAGGCCUGGUUGACGACCGAUGUGUUGUUAGUCCAAACGCCGGAGACCUUACCACCCCGCCGAAAAAAUUCCGAGACUGCCUUUUCAAGAUAUGCCCCAUGAAUCGGUACUCUGCCCAGAAGCAGUUCUGGAAAGCCGCAAAGCAGAGUGCCAGCUCCUCAUCUACAGACGCAGUGUUGCUCAAGCGUUUGCACCACGCAGCGGACAUCGAGAAAAAGCAGAAUGAAUCUGAAAAUAAAAAGAUCCUCGGCACGGUCGUCCAGUACGGGAGUGUUAUUCAAUUGCUGCACUUGAAAUCCAACAAAUAUCUGACGGUGAACAAGCGUCUGCCUGCCUUGCUGGAGCGGAACGCGAUGAGGGUGUACCUGGACGCAAACGGAAACGAGGGCUCUUGGCUCUACAUCAUGCCCUUCUACAAACUGAGGACCACCGGCGACAACGUCGUGGUCGGCGACAAAGUAAUUCUCAAUCCGGUCAACGCGGGCCAGCAGGUGCUGCACGUCGCCGCGAAUUACGAGCUGCCUGACAACCUCGGCUGCAAAGAAGUAAACGUCGUCAACUCGAGCACUUCUUGGAAAGUGACGCUUUUCAUGGAGCAUCGGGAGAAUUUGGAGGAGAUUUUGAAAGGCGGCGACGUGGUUCGUCUCUUCCACGCGGAGCAAGAGAAAUUCCUGACCGUCGACGAGUACAAAAAGGCGCAGCACGUCUUCCUGAGGACCACAGGCCGCACAUCAGCAACCGCAGCCACGAGCAGCAAAGCUCUCUGGGAGGUCGAGGUGGUGCAACACGACCCGUGCAGAGGAGGUGCCGGUCACUGGAACUCUUUGUUCCGGUUCAAACACCUCGCCACUGGACGCUAUUUGGCUGCUGAAGUGGACGAUGAUGACGUGCUCGAUCAGAUGAGGAGCAAAUUGAAAGGCGAACUGGGAGUUGCAGCAGAGGCCCAGGUGUACCAUCUGGUCGCAGUGCCAAAUUCAAACGAAAUCGCUUCCCUGUUUGAGCUGGACCACACAACCCUGACAAGAAAUGACUCUCUGGUUCCGCAGUCUUCUUAUGUUCGUCUGCACCACUUGUGCACCGACUCGUGGGUGCACAGCACGUCCAUUCCGAUCGACAAGGAGGAGGAGAAACCAGUCAUGUCCAAGAUCGGCUGUGCGCAAAUUAAAGAAGACAAGGAAGCGUUUGCGCUGAUUUCUGUGCCGCCAAUGGAAGUGCGUGACUUGGACUUUGCAAACGAUGCCUGCAAAGUGCUCGCAACUAUUUCGUCCAGGUUAGAGAAAGGCAACAUUUCGCACAACGAGAGAAGGGCCGUGACGAGCUUGCUGCAAGACGUGGUGUACUUCAUUGCCAAUCAGGAAAACGAACAGAAUAAAGCCGAGGCGCUGGAUUUGGUCGUGACAAAUCCAAAUCGAGACCGCCAGAAACUGCUGAGAGAGCAGUAUAUCUUGAAGCAGCUCUUUAAAAUCCUGCAAGCGCCGUUUCUCGAGAGCACAGACGGCGAGGGACCCUUUUUAAAGAUCGAGGAGCUCAAUGACCCUCGACAUGCUGCAUACAAAAACAUAUUCAGGCUGUGCUACCGCAUUCUGCGGCUCAGCCAGCAGGAUUACCGAAAGAACCAGGAGUACAUCGCCAAGCACUUUGGCUUCAUGCAAAAACAAAUUGGAUACGACAUUUUGGCCGAGGACACGAUCACCGCUUUGUUGCACAACAACCGGAAGCUUUUGGAAAAGCACAUCACAGCGGCCGAAAUCGAGACCUUCGUCGGUCUCGUCAGGAAGAACAUGACUAAUUGGCAGUCGCGAUUUCUCGAUUAUCUUUCCGACUUGUGCAUCUCCAAUAAGAAAGCGAUUGCCGUCACCCAGGAACUCAUUUGCAAAAGCGUUUUAAGUGCCAAAAAUUCUGACAUUCUCAUCGAGACAAAGUAAACGAAAUGCUAAAUAAAUUUCCUUUUGUUUAUCGCUGAUAUUUGCAGAAUGGAGCCUGUCGAGGAAGAAAUCAAGCUGUCUGACGGCACAAUCCAAACUAAGGAAGAGAAUGAGGUUUUUCUCUCGUGGAGCAGCGGAAAGUACACAAUGCAUUUGACCGAGAUUUCAAAAAAGGAUAAGUCCAGUAUCAAAACCUUGGAUUGCGGAGCAGUCUUGGACUACUACAGGCACCAGCUGGACCUAUUUUCAAACAUGUGUCUGAACCGACAGUAUCUGGCGCUGAAUAACCUCUCGCCCCACCUCGACAUUGAUCUGAUUUUGAAAUGCAUGGCGGACGAAAAAGUUGCUUAUGAACUGCGAGCGUCCUUUUGCCGCCUGAUGCUGCAUCUUCACGUGGACAGAGAUCCGCAAGAGCAAGUCACGCCUGUCAAGUACGCGCGCCUGUGGUCGGAAAUCCCCUCGAAAAUGUCGAUCAUCGACUAUGAUAGUAACAAAACGCCUGACCAACACAAAGAAGCUGUCAGGGCAAGAUUCAGCUCCACGAUCAUGUUUGUCGAGGACUAUUUGUGCAACGUUGUUGCGAAAAUGUGGAGCUUUGCUGACCAAGACCAAAACAAGCUCACUUUCGAGGUUGUCAAAUUGGCAAGAGAUCUGAUCUACUUUGGCUUCUACAGUUUCAGCGAUUUGCUCAGGUUAACGAAGACGCUGCUGAGCAUUUUGGACUGUGUCUCAGAAAACGAGUUCGUCAAUGGCAAAAUCCCCAUUGGCGAGAUUGAUUCUGAGCAAACAGAAGAGGAAUCUGAAGCCGAAGGGGGUGUUUUGCGUUCUAUCGGGGACAUGGGGGCCGUCAUGACGAGCUUGACUCUUGGGGCGGCCGGACUUGGUAGAUCUGUUAUACCCGCAGCUGUCCAGAAGACGCCGUCGCAGCUGAAGAAGGAGUACCCGCUCAUCAUGGACACCAAGCUCAAAAUCAUUGAAAUUCUACAGUUCAUUCUGGAUGUGAGGCUUGACUACAGGAUCAGCUGCUUGCUGUCAAUUUUCAGAAGAGAAUUCGACGAGAAUGAAAAUAAAUCGACUGGUCAGAAAGGCAUUGAUUUGGACAUGAUCGGCACGCAGGCUGAGGGGAUUUUCGGCUCAAGUGAGGAAUGCGCGGCCCUGGACCUGGAUGGGCAAGGUGGCCGAACUUUCCUGCGAGUGCUCUUGCAUUUGACGAUGCACGAUUACCCGCCGCUGGUCAGUGGCGCGCUUCACCUUCUCUUCAGACACUUCAGCCAGCGGCAGGAAGUCCUCCAGGCGUUCAAACAGGUCCAAUUGCUCGUGUCAGACAGUGACGUCGAGUCGUAUAAGCAAAUCAAAGCCGAUCUGGACGUUCUCCGGCAGUCUGUUGAAAAGUCUGAGCUCUGGGUUUAUAAAGCAAGAAGUGCUGAUGAACACGGAAAGAAAAAAGGCGCCAAGGAUGAUGACGGUGAUGAGACUCGGGACGAGAUGAAAGAAUCGAAGAAAACGCCGACCAUGCUGACAGCUUACGAUAAACAAAGCUCAGCAAUUGACCUAGACAUUGGGCCUUUGCUUCACCAAGACCAGACCGACGAGUAUAAGAAAAUGCAGCAGAUCUUAAGAAGGAUGAACAAGCUAUGCACACAAGUGUCAGAUGACAAUGUGAAGCCAAGGAAGCACGAGCAGCGUUUGCUGAGAAAUGUCGGCGUGCACCACGUUGUCCUUGACCUGCUACAAAUCCCCUACGACAAGAAAGAAGACGUGCGAAUGAAUGAACUCAUGCGCCUCGCCCACGAGUUCCUUCAAAACUUCUGCCUGGGCAACCAACAAAAUCAGACCUUGCUGCACAAGCAACUCGAUCUUUUCCUCAAUCCUGGGAUUUUAGAGGCGCAAACCGUGUGCAGCAUCUUCCAGGACAACUCGGCUCUUUGCAAUGAAGUCAAUGAAAAGGUCAUCCAGCAUUUUGUGCACUGCAUUGAGACGCACGGCAAACACGUGCAGUAUCUCAAGUUUUUGCAAACUAUCGUGAAAGCGGAAAACCAGUUCAUCAGGAAAUGUCAGGAUAUGGUCAUGCAAGAGCUCGUGAAUGCUGGAGAGGAAGUUCUUGUUUUCUACAAUGACAAAUCAUCUUUCAACCAGUUCAUAGACAUGAUGCGUUCAGAGAGUCACAGAAUGGAUGAAAGCAGUGCAUUAAAGUACCACGUUGAGCUGGUAAAGCUUUUGGCCUGCUGCACCAUGGGUAAAAACGUCUACACUGAAAUCAAGUGCCACAGUCUGCUGCCUUUGGACGACAUUGUAACCAUUGUCUGCCACCAGGAUUGCAUUCCAGAAGUGAAGGAAUCGUACAUCAACUUUUUGAACCAUUGCUACAUUGACACGGAAGUUGAAAUGAAGGAGAUUUACACGUCAAACCACAUGUGGAGUCUGUUCGAACGCAGUUUCCUGGUGGACAUGUGCCAGGUGUCCGAACUGGACGAGUCGGCGCAGGACAUGUCUGCGCUUAAAAAUUACGUGGUCAACAGCGUGAUGAACAUCAUUAGUACCUUCUUCAAUAGUCCUUUCUCAGAUCAGAGCACUACAGUCCAGACAAGACAGCCCAUCUUCGUCCAGCUGCUGCACUCUGCAAUAAAGGUGUCCCAGUGUACCUGGCUGUCGUCUGCUCAAAGGUUCAACGUUGAGAAUUGCAUCAGGACCCUCUCUGAAGUUGCCAAGACGCGCAGCAUUGCAAUUCCAACCGAACUUGAAACAAAAGUGGCCAUCAUGUUCAGCAAGGCGAAAACUUUUGCCAGGCAAACGGCCCGGUGGAAGAAUGCGUCUAAAAAUCCAAGCAAAAUCGAAAGAUCCCAGUCGCAGGUAUUAAUGCGCCUCGACAGAAGUAUAAUUGAAGGCCUUCACGACAUCGUGUCUCUGUUGGAAGACAAACUAGAACCUCUCGUUCAGUCUGAGUUGUCGCUCUUGGUCGACAUCCUCUACAGACCUGAGCUGCUCUUUCCGCCAAACACAGAGGCACGCAAACGAUGCGAAAACGGUGGAUUUAUUAGACGGCUCAUCAAACACACGGAAAAAUUGCUGGAAGAAAAGGAAGAAAAGCUGUGCGUCAAGGUGUUGCGAACUUUGAGAGAAAUGAUGGCCAUCGAUAAUGAAUACAAAGAAAAGGGAGAAAUUCUCACAGUUCGAGAGUUGGAAGACAAAAUAAGGGGAGACGUCUUAAGGAACCACCUGCUGAUGCGGUACUUUGGAAAAAAUUUCAUUCAGAAAAAAGAGACGGUCGACAUCAGCGUCCGAGGACCAAUGCCUGUCGUCACUCACGGACCAGGAGCGAAAAUACUGAGCCGUGCUGGGAGGACCCUGCAUGAAGUGCAGAGUCACCUGGACAAAGAGGGUGCGUCAGACCUGGUCGUGGAGCUUGUCAUUAAAUCAGUGCAUUCUCCUUCAAUCUUCGUCGAGGCUGUCGAGCUCGGCAUCGCCAUGCUGGAGGGAGGAAACUCAAUAAUUCAACGCAGCAUGUACACCAAAUUGCGAGCUGGAGAUCUCAGUCAAUCAUUCUUCAAGGUGUUUUAUGACAAAAUGAGGGAUGCCCAGCAGGAAAUCAAAUCGACAGUGACUGUAAACACUUCGGACAUUGCUGCCAAAGCGCAUGAAGAGAAAGAGAGCAAAGAACUGGACAAAAUCGCGAGGAAGAAGAGUAAGCUAAUUGUUUAAGAUUAUAUUCCGCCGUGGUAAUAAUUUUUUUAUGUCUUAGGUCGAGCCAAUGGGAUAGUACUCACGGAUGAAAUUAGAGAAGAGCUUAGCCAGGUGGCACUCGAUGGGCCUAGCGCCCUGGCCAGGGUUAGAGCUUCAAUAGAUCUGCAAGCCGAUGAGACUGGUGCUCUGCUUCUGUCUGGCUCGGCGAUUGAGGACAUGAUCGCCGAAAAACAGGAGCGACACCGUGAGCAAGAGGAGCUGCCGAAUCUCACGGCAAAGGUGCUUGUCAUGCAGCCCAUCCUGCGCUUCCUUCAGCUGCUGUGCGAAAACCACAACCGGGACUUGCAAAAUUUGCUACGCACGCAGACAAACAAGACCAAUUACAACCUCGUGUCCGAAUCCCUGAUGUUCCUCGACUGCAUUUGCGGCUCCACCACUGGAGGGCUUGGCCUGCUCGGUCUUUACAUCAAUGAGAGCAACGUCGCUCUCAUUAAUCAGACUUUGGAGACCCUCACUGAGUAUUGUCAGGGUCCGUGUCAUGACAAUCAAAACUGUAUUGCUACGCACGAAUCAAACGGGCUGGACAUCAUAACGGCCCUAAUUCUCAACGACAUCAAUCCACUGGGAAAGAAGAACAUUGAGUUGGUGCUGGAGUUGAAAAACAACGCUUCCAAAUUACUGCUCGCCAUCAUGGAGAGCAGAGGAGACAGCGAAAAUGCGGAGAGAAUCCUCUACAACAUGAACCCCAAGCAAUUGGUUGACGUCUCCUGCCGAGCAUUCCACCAAGAGGAGAGCGUUGAGAUUUCCAGCAUGGACGACGACCUGUCCGACAGCGAAGCUGGAGUAUCUCCAAGAGAAGUUGGCCACAACAUUUACAUCCUGUGCCAUCAGCUUGCGCAGCACAACAAGGAGCUGGCCUCGAUGCUGAAGCCGUCUGAGAUAAACAGCGAUCCGAAAAUCAACCUGGCGCUCAGCUACUACAACUCGCACACAGCACAGAUUGAAAUCGUUCGGUCGGACCGCACACUAGAACAAAUCGUGUUCCCCAUACCUGAGAUUUGUGAGUACCUGACAACGGACACCAAAUCACGGAUCUUCAACACUGCCGAACUGGACGAUCAGGGUUCAAAAGUUUCAGACUUCUUUGAGAAAACCGAUGACAUGUUUGAUGAAAUGAAGUGGCAGAAAAAGUUGCGAGGUCAACCGCUCUUGUUCUGGGUCAGCAGUUACAUGUCCCUGUGGAGUGCGAUGCUCUUCAACUGUGCUGUCUUUAUCAAUGUGAUCGUUGCCUUCUUCUAUCCCUUCAACGAAAACGUGCCACAGGUGAGCACCCACUGGUCAGCCCUCACCUGGGCCGUGAUGAUGGUGUCGGCAGCAAUUGUGAUCACCGUGCCUCGGCAAGCCAGUGUUAAAACGCUGAUAGCAUUUACGAUUGUCAGGAUGAUUCUCUCCAUCGGGCCAGAACCAACUCUGCUGCUCCUCGGCACCGCAACUGUCGUUCUGAAAGGAAUACAUUUAGUCAGCAUCAUGGGCAACCAGGGCACGUUCACGAAAAGCUUCAGGCAAAUCGCCACCGACUUUGAGCUGAUCUACCACUUGAUCUACCUGACCUUUUGCAUGUUGGCACUCUUCAUGCAUCCCUUCUUCUACUCUGUUUUGCUCUUUGACGUAGUAUAUCGCGAGGAAACCUUGCUGAACGUGAUCAGGUCCGUGACCAGAAACGGAAGGUCCAUCAUCUUGACCGCCGUGCUCGCCCUCAUUUUGGUCUACAUGUUCUCCAUCAUCGGCUACAUGUUCUUCAAGGACGACUUCCUCGUUACUGUCGAUGGAGAAAUCAAACCUGAAGAUUUUUCCGACUCCGCCAUCGAAGAGGAUUCAUGCUCGGCCGACAAAAAUUGUUCUGCUGAGGAAAUUGCAAAUCAUUACACCAGAAAAGCUAAUCAAGGAGUGGCGGUGAUAGAAGAUUCCGGCGAGUUGAAAGAAAGGGCUUGUGAUUCCCUUGUCAUGUGCAUCGUGACCACGCUGAACCAGGGUUUGAGAAACGGAGGCGGGAUCGGUGAUAUUUUGCGUGCACCGAGCAGCAAUGAAGCGCUUUUUGUGGCUCGAGUGGUGUACGAUCUGUUGUUCUUCUUCAUAGUGAUCAUUAUCGUUCUGAACCUGAUUUUUGGUGUCAUUAUCGACACGUUCGCCGACCUGAGAAGCGAAAAGCAGCAGAAGGAACUCGUUCUCAAAAACACGUGCUUCAUCUGUGGGCUGAAUCGAAGUGCGUUCGACAACAAGACUGUCAGCUUUGAGGAGCACAUCAAGUGCGAGCACAACAUGUGGCAUUAUUUGUACUUCACGGUACUCGUGAGGGUGAAGGACCCGACUGAGUUCACGGGUCCAGAGAGCUACGUCUACUACAUGGUCAAAGCGCGGGAUUUGGACUGGUUCCCGAGAAUGCGGGCCAUGUCUUUGGCUGCGGACGAAGGCGAGGGCGAGCAAAUGGAACUGCGCACGCUGCAGGAGCAACUUGUGCUCACCCAGAGUCUCGUCGUCACUCUUUCCCAGCAGCUAACGGAACUUAAAGAUCAGAUGACAGAGCAGCGGAAGCAGAAGCAGAGGAUUGGGCUGCUGAAUCCUGGCACCUUCAUGCACAGCACAGCUUAUCAGUAGAGAGGCGAACGCGGUACAAAGCCAGCACAACUCCCCUCUUCGCAACCGAAACCAAAUUACCUGUGUACUUAGUGUUCAAAGAUGAGUUACAAAUUUUGGCGGCAAUAUUAUGUGUUUCCUAGUUGAUUAUUAUUUUCCCUUCUCUACACUGUUACUUACGCUAAGUGUGUUGACUCUAUUAUGAUUUCUGUUUUAAUGUAUUUGUUUUACAUUUUAUCUAAGUUAUGAGAUGGAAUCGAUUUGAAAGCGCCUAGUCACACCAAGGGAUCGCCUUUAAUUGUGUUAAAUUUGUAAACGCGUAUGGCGAAUUUUGUGAUUUGAUAAAUAAAAUUUAAUAAUGAUGGUGGUGUUUAGCAUUAUAGACAGCGAUUAAGCAGAUCGUAGCAUCAAGUAUUGGAAUCUUGUCUCGUGCAUAAAUAAUUCACAUAUCCAUUAGUUUUCCUGUGCUAUUGAAACAAUACGCAAUAAAUUACUUCCAUUUUUUUCUGGAGCAAUAAAGUUCAUUAUCAAUCUCUCUA